Bradysia coprophila is the source of this 1973-nucleotide messenger RNA. RefSeq names its product organic cation transporter-like protein. The record is from RefSeq and is a predicted model, not a curated record. Gene Ontology annotation, molecular function: transmembrane transporter activity. NCBI's taxonomy places the organism in Eukaryota, Metazoa, Arthropoda, Insecta, Diptera, Sciaridae. Gene Ontology annotation, biological process: transmembrane transport. Gene Ontology annotation, cellular component: membrane.
AUUUUUCAGUUGGAUAGUUUUGGAUAGUUUUGGAAGGCUAAUGUUUUAGUGCACUGCAGAGGUGUGGCUUCUAUCAUCUUAAAAUUUUGUUAUAUCAACGAAUCCGUGGUUUGCCUAAAUAUUCGGCUAAUAAUUAGUUGAAAUGAGUGCGGAUACUAAUGAUGAUACAAAUUUGGACGCGAUUUUUAGAGAAGUUGGGGAAUUCGGACGGUAUCACAUUUUCAUAUAUUUACUUAUUAGCAUUCCAAACAUUAUAUCGUCUGCGACAUUUGUUAAUUAUAUGAUAUCGGCUACCACCUUGGAAUAUCGGUGUAGAGUUCCUGAAUGUGAUGUUAGUGGAAAUAAUCGGGAUAUCCCGUUUGAUCAACCUUGGUUGGAAAACGCCAUUCCGUUCACGCAGAACAAAAUCGAUAGAUGUCAUCGGUAUGCACCACGGAACAGCACAGCGGCGGUGAAUGGACAGUGUCACGCCCAUUUGUUCGACACUGCCAAAUUAAUUGAGUGUUCCGAAUAUGUUUACACUUCUGAUGAGAAAAAUGUUCAGACGGAGUUCAACACUCACUGUGGUGAGACUUACAAAUUGGCUCUUGUUGGAACUAUAAGUAGUGUGGGACGUUUCGUAUUCUUGCCAUUUAGUGGACUUUUGGCUGACAAAUAUGGCCGAUUGAAAGUGGUUAUCAUAGGAAUGACGUUUUGCAGUCUGAUUGGUCUGUUGAAAUCAUUUUCAGUGAAUUAUUUGAUGUACCUGACGUUGGAAUUCUUCGAGGCUUGCGUUGGUACUUCCACAUAUGCUGGUUCGUUUGUACUGGGCAUUGAGCUCCUCACAACUCGAUAUCGAGUCUUGGGAAGCACAAUAAUUUCCAUAUCGCAUCCGAUCGGCGAAGUAAUUUUUGGCUUGAUCGCAAUGCACAUUCACGAUUUUAAACACUUGCUGCGAAUUACAUACAUUCCGGGACUAUUCGUCUUCAUUAAUUUCUUCUUGGUGCCAGAAAGUAUACGCUGGCUUUUGGUAACGGGUCGCGUGGAUCGUGCCGUUAAGAAUUUGAAAACAAUAGCUAGAGUAAAUGGAAAACAGCUGUCGGAAACAUCAGUGGAACUCCUCCAAUCAAAGUAUAAGAUCGAGCAAAAAGUUAUCCGGAACAAAUAUGAUUUGGAUCAGAGUGUGAAGGUUGAAGAAACUGCCGCGCCGGAGACAUUUUGCAUGAUAUUUAAAUCGAAAACCCUGUGCGUACGGUUUAUUGUUUGCUCGUAUCAAUGGGUUGCGUGCUGCUUUUACUACUAUGGAAUUAGCUUGUAUGCAACACACAUCCCAGGUACCAAUCGGUAUGUGUCGUUUUUGAUAGUUGUCUCUGUUGAGAUUCCAAGCAUAUUGAUCGCAUUGCCAUUAGUAAAUCGAACACGACGACGAAUUCUACUAUUUUCAACGCUUUUAGUCGCAGCAAUUUCAAUUCUGGCAACCUCAUUUGUACCGGAGGAACAUUCUGUAAUAACUGUGAUAUUUUCGCUAAUCGGUAAGGGUUCCAUAACAUUUUCGUUCACUUUGUUGUACGUUUUUACGGCUGAACAAUGGCCAACGAAUCUUAGAACAACUAUUAUGAAUUCAUGCUCAAUGAUCGGAAGAACUGGAUCGAUGAUAGCACCAUUUGCAGUAAUAUUGGGAUCUCAAUAUGGAUCACUACCGGCUCUAUUGUUUGGAGCCUCUGCCAUCAUUGCUGCUAUAAUGGUCAUCUUCAAUCCGGAAACAUAUUCAAAAAAACUACCCGAUACGAUUAAGGAAGCAAAACAAAUAUAAUGGUUGCAGAUAGCGAAUUUUAGAUUUAAUUUAUAGCUUGCUGAAUUAAAUCGGAUUAAAUCAAGAAGAGUGAAUUCAUUUAUUUGUCAUAAUGGUGGUCUAGUCGACAACACGGGUCAGAUAUUUCGGGUGAAUUAAAUGGAUAAGCCCACAUUUAGUUUUUACGUUCUUCAUUUAAAAA